This is a messenger RNA of Drosophila arizonae, 1628 nucleotides long. Its product is annotated as esterase-5B-like. The record is from RefSeq and is a predicted model, not a curated record. Lineage: Eukaryota; Metazoa; Arthropoda; Insecta; Diptera; Drosophilidae.
UGCAAGUCAUGAACGUUAUAGAAUACCUCCUCGUUUCACUGCUGAUCGGCUCAGCUGCCACAGUCGCUACAGAUCCGUUGCUGGUAGAGCUGCCCAAUGGAAUACUACGUGGACGCGACAACGAGGGAUAUUACAGCUACGAGUCGAUACCGUAUGCGGAGCCACCUCUUCGGGAGCUACGAUUUGAGCCACCUCAGCCCUACGCUCGCCGAUGGGACAGCAUAUUUAAUGCAACCACGCCCCCCGCCUUCUGCAUGCAGUGGAAUCAGUUUGCCGAGGACGCGGAUAAGCUGAUAGGCAUCGAGGACUGUCUAACUGUAAGCGUGUACAAGCCAAAGAACUCGAAUCGUAGCUCAUUUCCGGUUGUAGCGAAUAUUCAUGGCGGCAUCUUCAUGUUUGGUGCACCCGUGGAGCAGCGUCAUGAGCCGAUUAUGGCCAGAGGCAAUAUGAUUGUGGUGACGAUUGCAUAUCGACURGGUCCGAUWGGUUUUCUGAGCACAGGCGACGCUACAUUGUCGGGAAACUUUGGRCUUAAGGAUCAGCGCUURGCUCUGCGCUGGAUCAAGCAAAACAUUGCUCGCUUUGGUGGWGAGCCASAGAAUAUUCUWGUGCUUGGUCACUCAGCUGGCGGUGCUUCGGUACACCUACAGAUGCUGCAGGAGGAYUUCAGCCARUUGGCAAAGGUGGCUGUGUCACUCAGUGGMAAUGCCCUKGAUCCCUGGGUGGUGCAACAAGGAGCACGUCGACGCGCCUUCGAAAUGGGUCGCAAUGUGGGAUGCGGCUUGCUCAGCGACUCUGUGGAGUUGAAAAAGUGUCUACAGUCCAAGGAUGCGUCGGAGAUAGUCAGAGCUGUGCGUCAGUUCCUCGUCGUCGACUAUAUACCGAUUAAUCCAUUUGGGCCGGUAGUAGAGCCAGUCGAUGCUCCAGACCCUUUUCUCACUCAGUAUCCCAGUGACAUCAUAAAGAGUGGAAGCUUUUCACAAGUUCCGUGGCUCGUUUCGCAUACAACGGAGGAUGGUGGAUACAACGCAGCUGCUCUCCUGGUUAAGCAGCCCGAUGGAAGGGAGUUGAUCUACCACCUCAAUAAUCGCUGGUACGAAUUAGCGCCCCACCUCCUCUUCUAUCGCAACUCUGCAAAAACAGUUGACGAAAUGGACGACUACUCCCGCGAUCUGAGACAGCAGUACCUGGGCAAUCGGAAAUUCAGCGAGGAGAACUAUCUGCAUAUACAGCGAUUAUUCUCAGAUUUGUUCUACAUAAACGAAACUCUGCGAACCAUAGAUCUGCAGCGGGAACAUGGAGGAAGUCCCAUUUACUACUACGUCUACGAUAAUCCAUCUGAAAAGGGCAUUGGACAAGAAUUGUCCAACCGGGAUGACAUUUAUUUUGGCACAGUACAUAGGGAUGAUUACGCUCUGAUGUUCGACAAGAAAACUAGUGAAGACCGACCUGACGAGAAGAUCAUUUCCACUAAGUUCCUAAGCAUGCUGGAGGGCUUUGUCUACAGUGAUACUGGUGCUUUGACUUAUGACAAUUGCGUGUUUCCCAACAAUAUUGGCCAGAAGCAGCUGCACUAUAUUCUAAUAAGGAGCAACGGCUGCGAGGCUCUAGAAAUAGCUCCGAUAUAG